GGGUGCAAAAGCUGUGUCAGACUGCGGGGCAGCCAUGGCGUCCUAUUUCGAUGAACACGAUUGCGAGCCUUUGGACCCCCAGCAGGAGACCCGAACCAACAUGCUGCUGGAGCUCGCAAGGAACAGCAAGCACGGAAGCCCACACUGCCGACGUGGAAUCUGGCUCUACCAGGUCACUUUUCAAUAGGAUGGACUUUGAAGACUUGGGGUUGGUAGUAGAUUGGGAUCACCACCUGCCUCCACCAGCUGCCAAGACUGUGGUUGAGAACCUCCCCAGGACAGUCAUCAGGGGUUCUCAGGCUGAGAUCAAGUGCCCCGUGUGUCUUUUGGAAUUUGAGGAGGAGGAGACCGUCAUUGAGAUGCCUUGCCAUCACCUAUUCCAUUCCAGUUGCAUUCUGCCCUGGCUAAGCAAGACAAAUUCCUGCCCCUUGUGCCGCCAUGAGCUGCCCACCGAUGACGAUACUUAUGAGGAGCACAGACGAGAUAAGGCUCGAAAGCAGCAGCAGCAGCACCGACUGGAGAACCUCCAUGGAGCCAUGUACACGUGAGGCAGCUGGGGCUGAGUGCUGGCCCUCUACAAUGUCUUCCUCUUGCACUCUGAAUCCUCAUUAAAGGUUUCUUUACCCAC
This is a messenger RNA of Galeopterus variegatus (Sunda flying lemur), 628 nucleotides long. RefSeq names its product ring finger protein 181 (gene RNF181). The record is from RefSeq and is a predicted model, not a curated record. Gene Ontology annotation, biological process: protein ubiquitination. Gene Ontology annotation, cellular component: cytoplasm. Bases 51 to 548 code for a protein of 165 amino acids. The transcript is spliced from 6 exons. NCBI's taxonomy places the organism in Eukaryota, Metazoa, Chordata, Mammalia, Dermoptera, Cynocephalidae. Gene Ontology annotation, molecular function: ubiquitin protein ligase activity.